AUGAGCCCGAUCAGUCCGUUAAGGAAAGAAGAUGGUUUGGUUGCUAGAUAUGUCUUUGCGAAUGAUUACAAUACUGGUUCAGGAUGGGUAUGGGGCAGAUGGAUUCUAUUUGUCAUAUUCGUGGUCUUUAUACUAGGGUUAGGCCUGACCACUUUAAGAGUGAAUAAGAGAAGGCGUCAUCUGGGACAAGCUCCCAUUAGAGGUACAGCUUGGAUGACUCCUCCUUCGUAUCGACAGUCACAGAGACAGUACAAUGGUAACCCUGCGACCACAGAGGAUUACGUUCCUCAGUAUACUGCAACGGCGAACGACCAGGAUUUGGGUUACUACGAUGAACGAGGAGAGUUUCAUUUGAAAUCCGAUGGACAGCCUAUGCCGACCGUGGUCCGUGAGGCAGGGUCUGAUUCUUCUGAUUCACUUGAGAGACCUGGUGCGGCAGUUACCAGAGACUCUCUUUCGACGGAUAUCGAUGAACAAGAUUUUAGGAGGUAUAGACCCACUACAGCUCCACCAGCAAGUACAUCGGACAGUCAGCAGGGGGUUGAGAGAAGGGCAAGUGAAGACCCUGUUGAAUUGCAGUCCAUAACGGUUCCCGAGAAAGCUAAGGGUCGUAACAAUUAG
Torulaspora delbrueckii is the source of this 621-nucleotide messenger RNA. RefSeq names its product Rcr1p (gene RCR1). Gene Ontology annotation, biological process: vesicle-mediated transport. The record is from RefSeq and is a predicted model, not a curated record. Gene Ontology annotation, cellular component: intracellular membrane-bounded organelle. The transcript has a single exon. Lineage: Eukaryota; Fungi; Ascomycota; Saccharomycetes; Saccharomycetales; Saccharomycetaceae. The coding region runs from base 1 to 621 and encodes 206 amino acids.